AUGGCGCUGAAGUGUGUCCAUCAAGGUUGCGGCAAGACCUAUGUCGAGGGAGAAGAGGAUGGGUGCAACUAUCAUCCUGGUCCCCCCAUCUUCCACGAGGGUCAGAAAGGUUGGAAGUGCUGCAAACCGCGCGUCUUGACCUUUGAAGAGUUCAUGUCCAUCACCCCCUGCACCCAAGGACGCCACUCCACCACGGACCUGCCCCCAAAGAUUGAAAAGAAGGAAGCCCCCGCAGACGCGCCCGCGCCCGCUGCCUCGCAACCGCCGGCCGUGCCACGCGUCCCCGUCGCCUCCGCCACUGCAACCCCACCGGCAGAGGCGCCCGCGCCGCCGCCCGAAUCGGAGGAUGACGAUCCUGCGCUAGAGAUCCCAGAUGGGAAGACCUGCAGGCGGAAGGGCUGUGACGCAACUUACAAGAAGGGGGCCGCCAGGGAAGGGGAGCAAUGUGUCCACCACCCGGGUGUGCCCAUCUUCCACGAGGGCAGCAAGGGUUACAGCUGCUGCAAGCGGCGCGUGCUCGAGUUUGACCAGUUCAUGAAGAUUGAGGGAUGCGCGACCAAGGGUAGGCAUCUGUUCGUCGGCAGCGGCGGCAAGAAGAAGGGGGCCGGCGCCAACGGUGCUGAGGGUGGAGAGCAGUUGUUGGAAUCUGUCAGGCACGACUACUAUCAAACUGCAACUACCGUGAUCGCGUCCUUCUUCCUGAAAAAGAUCGACAAGGACCGAGCAAAGGUCAUAUUCAACGCACAGUCCAUCAACCUGGACCUGCCAACCACAGACACGACGCGCUACCGGACAGAGGUGCCUCUCUACGCGGCAGUGGAUCCAGCAAAGUCGUCGUACAAGAUCCUGGGCACCAAGCUCGAGGUGAACCUGGCCAAGGCGGAUGUCGCGUCUUGGCCGGUGCUCAGGAGCGACGAGAGGCACACGGGCGAGAUACUACAGGUCGGGAGGGCGGGGAGUGUUGCCCGGUGAAUUUUCUUGAGGGGCGGUAGGGUAGGGUGGCGCUUGGAGAAGGGAGGGGAGGGGCAGAAAGAAAAUAUUUUCGGCUGGGUGGGCAAAAACAGCCAUUGGCCUCGCGCCAAGCCGUUGAGGCGGCAGAAGUUGCGUUACCGGCGCUGAGGACGGAGCGCUAAAUAACGGCCUAAGCGAAACGGCGACUAGUCGCCAAGAGUCUUUUUUUUCUUUUUCAAGUGGUUAAAAGCCUGGUUGAGGGUGACUAAACAUGAAAAGAGCGGAAGAUGGAUUAAUAUCAAAAGAGAUUUAUUACAAUGCCAG
This is a messenger RNA of Pyricularia grisea, 1275 nucleotides long. RefSeq lists its product as uncharacterized. The transcript has 3 exons. The record is from RefSeq and is a predicted model, not a curated record. The coding region runs from base 1 to 972 and encodes 323 amino acids. Lineage: Eukaryota; Fungi; Ascomycota; Sordariomycetes; Magnaporthales; Pyriculariaceae.